AUGUCCAACGACAAGAACAACAACACCAAGCCUAUCGACUUUGACGAUAUCCCACGCGAGCGAGCCAACGAGCCACGACCUGACUUCUCAAAACCUCUGCCUCGUAAGAGACUUCCUGCCGCUCUACAAGACACUUUGGACAAUGAAGAGAAGCUAUGGGAGACUAUGUACGAGGGUCACGCUCAAGAAUCGACCGAGAGCUCUGUCCGUUACGCUGGUUAUGCCUCAAGAGUCCGUACCAUCUUGAUGUCGGCCCACCGUUACGUAGCAUACACCAGUGAUAUUGGCGAGAGCUUCAGACCCAUUGCCCACCCUUACCUAGUCAAGGGUGCGUACGGUAUCUCGUGGGCUUAUCUGAUCGGUGAUGUCUCGCACGAGGGCUACAAGGCCUACAUCCGCAACCAGCAUGUCCGCAACCCCGACGUUUCUACCGAGAACACACCUGCCGCAGCUACUUCUGGCAGUGUAACNUCAACUCACCCCGGCAAGAUUCCUCUCAUCGAGGACUAUAGAACAGUCAUGGCGCAAAGAGCAAUCUUCCAAGGUAUUGCCAGUAUGGGUCUGCCUGCCUUCACUAUCCACUCGAUCGUGAAAUACGCUGGUAAAGCUCUGAAGAAUAACAAGAACGUCAAGCUUCGAACGUGGGGUCCCAUCGGUCCUGUCGAACAUGCUGUCGAGUGGGUCUUCCACAAGGCCUUCUCGACCGUCGGUGGGGAUGCCGCUGUCCACGGUCGCCCUGAAACAGGCAGAUCCGACCUUCUCCAAAUCGAGUCCAAAGCUGGCGCCGUCAAGGAAAAGGAGCUAUAA
Aureobasidium vineae is the source of this 807-nucleotide messenger RNA. The record is from the annotation of a GenBank genome assembly. Lineage: Eukaryota; Fungi; Ascomycota; Dothideomycetes; Dothideales; Saccotheciaceae.